GACAAGUUGUGAUGUUGUGAAUGUGAAUGAAUAACAAAAAACAAAACUAACAAAAGCUUAAUUUGCAAUUUACUUACCGUAAUCUUUUCUGUACGACCUAGAGUACAACAGAAAUAUAUUUUUUGCAUUAAGUGGCGAAUUAAUAUUUCAUUAAUUGGUAUUGUUUGCUCAUUAGAACACCAAGGAGAGGUGAAAGAUUAUUUCUGAUUUUUAUCAGCAACAGUGUAGUUUUUUAGAAAAGGUUUGAUACUAUACUGAACAUGGAUAGUAGUUACUCCUCUUAUCAAAAUGGGCAGGCCAAAGAACCAGAUUUUCAAAAACUGGCUCAGACCAUUGGUACUAGUAUCCAAAAAAUCUCACAGAAUGUGUCAUCAAUGCAAAGGAUGGUGAACCAAAUUGGUACACAUCAAGAUUCCCCCGAAUUGAGAAAACAACUUCAUUCUAUUCAGCAUUAUACUCAGCAACUUGUGAAAGAUACAAAUGGUUGUAUCAAAGAACUUGGCACAAUACCACCAUCUUUAUCUCAAUCUGAGCAGAGACAGAGGAAAAUGCAGAGAGAACGUCUUCAAGAUGAAUUCACAAGUACAUUGAAUAUGUUCCAGCAAGUCCAGAGGAGUACUGCUCACAAGGAAAAGGAGCAAGUCAAUAAGGCCAAGGCUCAUGCUUAUGGAGAACCACAUCUUAGUGGGUACAAAACCAAAGAUGAACAAUUGAUUGAGUUGCAAGAUAGUCAGGGUAGGCAGCAAGCACAGAUACAAGAAGAAGCAGAUUUGAGAGAAUUGGAAGAACAAGAGCAGGGUAUCAGACAAUUGGAGAGUGAUAUCAAUGAUGUAAAUCAAAUAUUCAAAGAACUAGGUGCUCUGGUCCAUGAACAGGGUGAAACCAUUGACAGUAUUGAGGCUAAUGUUGAGAGUACCAGUGAUUUUGUAGGUAGAGGGGCCCAUCAGCUACGUGAAGCUAGUGUCUACAAGAACAAAGUGAGGAGGAAGAAGUUGAUUUUUGCCAUCAUAGGUGCUGUUAUUUUGAUUAUAAUCAUUCUUAUCAUUGUGUGGCAAUGUAGUAAGUAAAAUGGAUAUUUUGUUCUAUACAAUGUGGAGCCUAUAAGAGUAUCUACAUUUUUAUUAUUAUUGCUUCUGAAAACUUACCUAGCCUUCUCAGAGAGAGCAGUACAUUGAGUUUGAAAUUUCAGAAUCUGAUGAAUUACUGAACACAUAUUUUAUAUUUACUCAGAAACAGUCCUACUAGAGUUCAUUGAAUUAUCAAUCAGAGCAUUCAAAAUGUUUAUUUGGAAACUGUAUUUUCCAGUUUCCACUCAAGUUUGGGUUUGGGCUAGGGUAAAAUUAAUCCAAUGACCCAUAUUCAACAAAUUCAGAGAUUUGGAUUCAUAGAAUCAUAUUGUAGAACUUGCAAACACUGUUGAAUCUGUAUCACUCUCCCCUGUAAGAUUGGAAGGCUCUAUUAUCUCUGCCUUAAGCAAUAAGCCAAAAAAAUAUAAUAUCAUGUAGUUUAUUUUUGAUCAUCUCCUGAAUCCUGAAGUGCUGAAAUUCAAAGCACCAUCAUUUAUGAGAAGGGAGAAUAUAUAUUUUUAGUCCUAUAUUUCACAUUCCUAGUUUGAUAUAUACAAAUAUUAUAGACUUGAUUUGUUUGGCAAAAAAUCACUCAUAUAUUGUCAUCACUUGGUCUUUGUUCCAUUGUUUUUUUGCGAGGUUUUUUGGUACCAUUAAAAUCAGCCAGUAUUUAUGUAUUUCAUAGUUGAUAUUAUUAUAUUUUGUGCUGAACAAACAGUCUAAAUUCAACUGGCCAUGAUCUGAAGAUAAAAUACAAAUUUUAUUUACAAUUUCCAUUAAAUAGUUGGAUUUGCUUGUAUACUGAGUGAUUGAUCAUUCACAUCAAGUACAACUUUAAGAAAAAAAUUAUAAUUUCUCGGAUUUGUUCACAUUAGUGAGUUUUGGUGUUUUUUAAAUUCAAAAACUGUUAUAGCCUAUUUCAAAAUAAUUUAUAAUAUGCAAAUUUGUUGAAAUUUUAAUGUUUUGGAAUAUAAUCCCUGAUAC
Molecule: messenger RNA, 2051 nt
Organism: Phaedon cochleariae (mustard beetle)
Lineage: Eukaryota; Metazoa; Arthropoda; Insecta; Coleoptera; Chrysomelidae
Source: the annotation of a GenBank genome assembly